Prorocentrum cordatum is the source of this 777-nucleotide messenger RNA. Lineage: Eukaryota; Dinophyceae; Prorocentrales; Prorocentraceae. The record is from the annotation of a GenBank genome assembly.
AUGGCCUCGUAUCAGUUGUCUCCCAUUGAAGUUGGGCAAGUGAAGGCCCACAUGGAGCAUGGUCUGGGGUGCACGAGCAUAGCCCAACGCUUGAAGAAGGCAGACGGGAAAACAUCAUUUUCGGAGACGGCAAUAUCGAACAGCAUGAAGAAGUUGCAGGAGAACCCUAAGUGGCGCGGAGAGAGGGACGCAGGGUCAGGAGCCCCCCGCAAGACUACCGAGAAGCUGGACAGGGACGUCGUGAAGUGGGCGGUGGCCAACCGAGGCAAGACGAAAGUGACCGUGAGCCGUUUGAAGAAGCAGUUCCCGUUCCUGAGGAAGCUGUCUGACACGCUCGUGGAAGAUCGCCUUGCCGAGGCCGACCUCGCGUGGCUCAGGUGGGCCUACGUGGAUGGAACCACGUACUAUUUGGACAGGACCGCCGAUGAACACGAACACGCAGUGCGCAGGUCUCUAGGGUCACAUGCGUGGAGAAAGUCUGACAACAGUGACGCGUUGUAUGCGGACUGCGUCGCCCCGUCGUCUUACAACAAGGCUCAGGGCCAGCCGGUGCGGGUUUGGGGGAUGCUUGCCUCUGGCGUCCUAAACAUACACGUGCUUGACGAAGGCGAGGUGAUGGACCGCUCCGUGUACGUGGAGCUGAUAGAAGACAAGUUCGAUGAGUGGAGCUUGAACUGUGAAUUUGUGGUGUGCGAUUAUGAAAGGUGCUUGCGCACGCCAGAGGCUUUGCAGGCCCUCAAUCGCAGCGGCAUGAAGCUGGUGGAAGAGUACCCGAAA